This is a messenger RNA of Babjeviella inositovora NRRL Y-12698, 840 nucleotides long. Its product is annotated as mRNA splicing protein. Gene Ontology annotation, cellular component: U2-type catalytic step 1 spliceosome. The transcript has a single exon. The record is from RefSeq and is a predicted model, not a curated record. Gene Ontology annotation, biological process: mRNA splicing, via spliceosome. Lineage: Eukaryota; Fungi; Ascomycota; Pichiomycetes; Serinales. The coding region runs from base 1 to 840 and encodes 279 amino acids.
AUGUCCGAAAGAAAAGUUAUUAACAAAUACUAUCCACCUGACUAUGAUCCAGCCAAGGUGGCCAAAGUGAAGAAACCGAUCAAAACGGGGUUUGCGGCGUUGCCGACGGUGCGAUUGAUGAUACCCUUCUCCAUGAAGUGCACCAAGUGCCUGGAAUACAUUGCACGGAUGAAAAAGUUCAACGCCAGGAAGGAAACCACCAAGGAAACGUAUUUGGGGGCCAAGAUCUACCGUUUUUACCUAAAGUGCCCCCAGUGCUACAACGAAAUCACAUUCAAGACCAACCCCAAGGACGGAAACUACUUGCCCGACAAGGGUUGUAUCAAGCUAUAUGAGUCUGCACUGGAGCCCAGCGUGGAGGCCCAGAGUAAAGUCGAGUCGAUGGAUGAUAUUCUAGAGCGCUUGGAAAACGAAGACAAGGAAGAUAAAAACUACAAAGAGGAGCAGAAACUCCGGGCAAAGAACAGCGGUAUGUUACCCGCGCCCAAAUUGAAAGACCAGGAGGGAGACCUAAUGGAGAAUAUGGAAGCGAGAUUGGACCAACAACAGCACGAGCAGGAUGUGAUGGACCAGUUAGAGGAGAUCCAGGAACGGAACGCCAGGGUUUCGGCCAAUACCGAAGCCAACGUGCUUCAGCAGAUGCGGUCGGCCGUUAAAGAGUCUCAGAUAGCCGUAGGCCAGCGUGAUGAUGAGAUUGCAAAACUAGCGUUCCAGACUAAAAGCAGCGCUGAGACCCCGGUGAGCUUUAGGCCUAAACCGUUUAGGGUCAACAAACCUAGCGUUUUGGGGUUGAAGAAAAAAGGAAGUGCGUUGGGGGUUAUCGUGAAACGAAAGGCUUAA